AUGAUGUAUUCAUAUAACCCUUCUCUAACACAGAGGAUUACCCUGGAAGCAAUGUACGAAAGCUUCAUCAAAAGUUUUAAAGAUGAUCAUGAUGCUAAAGAGAAACUUGAAAAAUUACAAGAAUUUAUUAAUGCAAUUUCGACACCAGGUACAAAAAAAAAUAAAGCUACAUAUGACCAAAAAAGAAAAAGGGAAUAUCUCGGUGAUUUCGAUAUUAACAACAGUAAAUCUUAUUCGUAUAUUAAACAACUCUUAGGAGAAAAUCCUAAAAUGCUCAAUGUGAAACCAAUAAUACAAUUGAUGGACAAAUAUUAUAAAGAUCAUUCAAAAGACGAAAAUCCGCAAUUCAUCAAAUGUCCAAAUUCAAAAGCUAGAGAAGCCCAGAGAGAUUUAAAGUCAGCAUGCAAAUAUUUUGAUGAAAAUUUUGACCUUUUCGAAUUUUAUAUGAAAGAAAAUUAUUUCAUUGAAACAAUUUACACAAAAGUUGACAAUGAUUGA
This is a messenger RNA of Trichomonas vaginalis G3, 498 nucleotides long. RefSeq lists its product as uncharacterized. The transcript has a single exon. The coding region runs from base 1 to 498 and encodes 165 amino acids. The record is from RefSeq and is a predicted model, not a curated record. Lineage: Eukaryota; Parabasalia; Trichomonadida; Trichomonadidae.